Molecule: messenger RNA, 2176 nt
Organism: Ostrea edulis (European flat oyster)
Lineage: Eukaryota; Metazoa; Mollusca; Bivalvia; Ostreida; Ostreidae
Product: acetylcholine receptor subunit alpha-like 2
Exons: 1
Coding region: 439-1869 (476 amino acids)
Biological process (GO): regulation of membrane potential; signal transduction; chemical synaptic transmission
Cellular component (GO): membrane; synapse; neuron projection
Molecular function (GO): transmembrane signaling receptor activity; extracellular ligand-gated monoatomic ion channel activity; neurotransmitter receptor activity
Source: RefSeq, a predicted model, not a curated record
GUUUCAUGAAUAGGUGAAAAUGAGAGUUGGUUUGUUUCUUCCCCCUUCCCACCCAGUUCUGUGGUUAUAAUAGGGUCAAAAUUUGGAGGAAAAUUACGGAAAUUUUAAUCAUAGUAGACGCAACGGUUGAGUUGUUUUAUAAUUCUGUUGCCCCCGGAACAAUUCUAACAAUCCACAUGUAUGUGGGACUUGGAAAUACCAAGUUUGAUUUACAGGGUAUUGAGGUGCGUCCGUUGGUCCGUUGUUGAGCUAUUAGGGUAGGUAAUUCCUACAUUUGUAAGUGGAGUUACUUUGGGUCAUACUCAUUGUAUGAUCGCCGAUGGUGAAUGUUUCACGCUGUGUGAUUUUACCUGCAAUUUGAUUUUUUUUUAAAAUCGAGACGAUCCAAGGUGUCCUCUAAAUAGUAGACUGUGCAACGACAUUUUAGAGGUAUGUGAAAUGGAGAGACUGAUAAGGAUUUUCCCUGUUUUCGCCUCAGUCAUGGCGAUUUUUGUAAGACUGUGUUACUGUAAAGAGAAUAUUCAGUUGAAUAUGAAUUUACAUAAUCAUUUACUAAACACUUCUAGAUAUAACCCCAGCAUCAUACCUAUCUGUGAAACAGGUGAACGCGUAGUUGUUAAAAUUGGAAUGGCAUUGAGAGACAUUGUGGAAAUGGGAGAAAAACAACAACUGAUACGCCUCAAAGUAUGGGUGCGUUUAAAAUGGACGGACUGCAUGCUGAAAUGGGACCCAUCACAAUUUCAAAACCAGACUGACUUGAUGGUACCCUAUUCCCAAAUCUGGAUUCCAGAUAUAACUUUAUAUGAGGGAGUUAGCGAUGAAGGGAACAUGCCCGAUAUGGAAGAUUACAGAGCCAGUAUUAGUCAUACAGGAAAUGUAACGUACAAUUUUCCAAGUAUUGUGACUAUCGUCUGCAAAAUCAACGUGGCGUAUUUUCCUUUUGAUCAUCAAGUGUGUCAUUUAAAAUUCGGUUCCUGGAUUUACUCGGGAAAGUAUAUCGACCUGGAAAAGACUGGAGAAGAAGUUGAUGUUUCUAGUUUUUUGACACAUAAUGAGUGGGACGUAGUAGAGACUGCCGCCGUUAGACACGCUUUAUAUUACGGCUGCUGCCCUGACCCGUAUCCUGAUAUAACCUUUCAUAUUCAUAUCAGAAGAAAACCUUUAUUCUAUGUGAUAACCAUCAUUUUCCCAUGUUUCCUUAUUAAUGUGUUAACGUUCAUGGGUUUCGUGUUGCCGCCAUUUUCGGGAGAAAAGAUUUCCUUGCAGAUAACCGUUCUGCUCUCUAUCACUGUGUUUCUUUUGCUUGUGCAAGACAAAUUGCCGUCUUCGUCGGAAAACUUCCCCUUCCUUGCCACUUAUUUUGCAUUUUGCAUGGGACUUGUGUGCAUUUCGUGUAUUUUGUCCAGUAUUGUGUUAUACGUUUACUACAGAACGCCCGAGGACCAUCAUAUCUCUCCGUUCAUUCGCUUCAUCUUUCUUGAAAAACUUCGAAAGAUAAUGUGUGUUAAAUCUGAGAAAGUUUUGAAUAAUGACGAGGUUGUUCAAAUCACAAACAUCCGUUGCUUGGAGACGGACCAGUGUAUUCCACAACAGAAAUGUGUGGAGAUACACAAGGGGAGAAAAUCUCGCAAGGAUGCAAAACUCUCAACUUCUAAGAAAAGCCAAAUUCCCAAUUUUUCACCUGAAAGAAAAAAUCAAUUGCAUGAUCAGGACCGUGGAACACGCCACAUCGCCAAUGAAUGGGAACUCUUUGCUUACGUUUUGGAUCGAUUCUUUAUGUUACUUUAUCUGUGUCUGUCUUUGGCAAACAGUAUUGUUUUCAUUUCAAUAAUGAACAACUAUGACGGCAAUGAUGUACCACUGGAUUGAAUCUAUUCAAAAGACGUUUUAUUCAUUAGUUGUUAAAUUUGUAAUAUUUUAUAUAAUGCAUCUGCUCGAUGACAUUUUAAAUGAAAUUAAUUUUAUUUGUGGGGAAAGACUUGCUUGUUUUUCUCUCACCGAAACUCAUACCAUGUACAUGUAAUCCUAUGUGGGCUAUUUAUGGGAUCCAUGAAAUGGUUUAUAAUGUAUGUUACUGUACCUCCGAGACGACUACAUGUAUAAGCCCUGUGUGUAGUCCUUAAAACAAAUGUAGACAAUAUAAGGGAUUGUUUUGAUUAAAAUCAAAUACAAUCAA